AUGGCAGUAUCGAAGGUGUGCGGUGUUAUUUGGAUGUCGGAAGUGUGGUGGGUUCUCUACGCUGCCAGCGGAGGUACAUUACGCCUUCGGCCUACCUUCCAUCUCCGACUAGCCUCCGAAGUCAAUGGAGCACAUGAUUACAAUCCAAAUACGGAACACACAUGCGCAUUCUACAUUCCUCACGACAAUCGUCCGCCGAUAAUUGUCGUUAAUCCUGUAAACGACGCAGAUGACGGAGGAACACCAACACACGUGCCACCUCAAGGCCUCACCCCACAACUGACGUACCACCCAACACACAUCACGACAUUCACACUCGCAAAACGAGCGACGCACCUCGACCCAUUUGUACCGCUCUCUAAGCAGCUCCUCUCUUGGUGGGGACGCGACCGCAUUCAACUCUUUACACGUCGUGGAAAACUGCGGAGUUAA
Messenger RNA from Laccaria bicolor S238N-H82, 432 nucleotides. RefSeq lists its product as uncharacterized. NCBI's taxonomy places the organism in Eukaryota, Fungi, Basidiomycota, Agaricomycetes, Agaricales, Hydnangiaceae. The record is from RefSeq and is a predicted model, not a curated record. Bases 1 to 432 code for a protein of 143 amino acids. The transcript has 3 exons.